Messenger RNA from Oryzias melastigma (Indian medaka), 993 nucleotides. Its product is annotated as C-type mannose receptor 2-like. The transcript has 4 exons. The record is from RefSeq and is a predicted model, not a curated record. The annotation marks the transcript as partial. Lineage: Eukaryota; Metazoa; Chordata; Actinopteri; Beloniformes; Adrianichthyidae.
CAGCAGUUUCUGAAGUGUCAAAGGAAAGAUGAUGCUGAGUUUGUUCCUGAUCAUCUUUGUUGGUCCUUGUUGGUGCUUCAUGACAAACCAGCUUCUCCAGUAUCGCUUCAUCAAUGAAGUGAAGACUUGGGAUGAAGCUCAGAAAUACUGCAGAGAGAAACACACUGAUCUGGCUACAGUGACCAGCAUGGCAGACAUGAAAAGGCUUAAUCAGGAUUUAGGAAGCAGGAAGGCCUGGAUAGGUCUGUACAGAGACGCUGGAGGCAGCAGAAUGUGGCAAUGGUCUCAGCCUGAAGUGCAGUUCAAUGAAAGCCAGAGUAAGUGGGAUAAUUAUGAACCAGGUGACUCAGGAACAGAGAACUGUGGGGCUGUCAGAAGGACUCUAAUGUGGCUUGACCUGUCCUGCAACAGUAUACAACCUUUUAUCUGCUAUGAUGAAAGAAACUCAUCUGAGGUGAUUUAUGCUACAGUAAAAAGGAACUGGACGGAUGCUCAGAGCUUCUGCAGGAACAAUCACACAGACCUGAUUAGUGGACCCGAGCAGAUGAAACAGCUGGAGAAGACGCAGCAGUCAUUGUUAAAUCUCGUCGGUGAUGAUUACCUUUUCAUCGGCUUGUUUAGAGACGCCUGGCAGUGGUCUGAUGGGAGCAGGUCUUCCUUUAGAUUCUGGAAUCUGACGUAUGAUGAUGAGGUAGAUGACAAGAGAUGUGUCAUGCUGAACGAGGAAGGAAGGUGGAAUUCUGAGAAAUGUUGUAAAACUCAUCACUUCGUCUGCCAUGAGGGUAAGAAGAGUUUGAAAGCGACGGUGCAGAGGAGGUCUAGACUCAGCUGCUGUCCGCAUGUUGGACGGCUGGUCGUCUACUUCCUGGGCCAAGGAGCGAGAGCCCCGCAUCGCACAGCCUCCCACCAGCCGAGGAGAAACCCCAGGCGAAGGAGCAGUGGGUACAUCAGGGCCAUGUCCCGUGGGCCAGGAAGCAGACGACCCAGCCAAAU